Molecule: messenger RNA, 1790 nt
Organism: Tarenaya hassleriana
Lineage: Eukaryota; Viridiplantae; Streptophyta; Magnoliopsida; Brassicales; Cleomaceae
Product: protein CHROMOSOME TRANSMISSION FIDELITY 7-like
Exons: 5
Coding region: 697-1377 (226 amino acids)
Biological process (GO): mitotic sister chromatid cohesion
Cellular component (GO): nucleus; chromatin
Molecular function (GO): protein-lysine-acetyltransferase activity
Source: RefSeq, a predicted model, not a curated record
GAGAUAAAACCGAACUUAAUACCUCCCAUAAUUAUAAUUAUAAUUUAUAAUUUAUAUGUCAAAUCUUUUUUUCUGAUUGAUUACCAUUCUUCAAGUUUUUUUUAGACUUCCGAGCUUUUUUUGGCGCCAAAAUCACACACCAACAAAAGGGCAAAACAACUCUAAGAUCGAUCUCAAAUCUCUCAUCAUGCAAUCAAAAAUUAAUUCUUUCUUCAAACCCUCUUCUUCGUCUUCUCCAUCGUUUUCGUCUGUUUCUGUUUCAGAAACCUCAGAGCCAGCUCCUUCUGAUGCUGGUCGAGACCAAGGCGACGAUUUGGCCGUUUGGGAGAGAAGUCGACACGUCAUCGUCAACACAUACGAGCGUCGAUCCACAAUAUCCUAUAGCAGCAAUGGAGAAUCUGAGGAAUGCAUCAGAGAUUUAGCUAAGAAUCAAGUUUCCAAGAAAGGAUCUGUAGCGUCUUCUAAGAACCUCAACAAGAAACGAAAUUAUGCUCAAUUCCACUUAGAAUUGGGCCAGUCUGAUUUUCUUCUCAGACACUGCGCUGCCUGUGGAGUUAAGUAUGCUCCUGGCGACGAAUUGGACUAGAAAAGCCACAGAACUUUUCACAAGAACUAUAUGCAGGGAAUCUCGUUCAAGGUCUCGUUGUCAUUUCCUUGUGUUUGAAUUAUGCGUUUCUUGGAUCAGUAAGGUCAUCGAUGAGCAGACAUAGGUUCUUGAAUUUCCAUCAGGGCUGGCAGAAUGAGAGAACUUUGACGACGCAUUCUUUAAAAGAGGAUCGUAUCCUUAUGAUACUGGAACAUGAUUCUCCUGCUCACAAAAACAAGGUGAAGGAGGUUGUGAAAAUGAUGGAAGUCGAGCUGGGUGAGGAUUGGAUUCUUCACCAAAGUUGCAAGGUUUACCUCUUCAUUUCCUCCCAGAGAAUUGCCGGCUGUCUGGUUGCAGAACAGAUCACAGAAGCAUUUAAACUCAUUCCUCGCCCCGAAGAUGGCAAACAGAGAACUUCUCCUGCCCUAAUGAGAGAGACCUCGCCUUCAACCACGAUCCCAUUUGGAAACAUUGUUCUGAAAAGAGAAGCAUCCAAAAGAUCCCGACCAUCAGAAGGUAGAUUAUGCAGUGGAGCAAUUGUAUGUGAAGAAGAAGCUAAACCUGCUGUCUGUGGCAUCAGAGCUAUCUGGGUCUCACCCUCAAACAGAAGAAAGAGCAUAGCAACACAGUUACUCGAUGCCUUGAGGGGAAGUUUCUGUAGUGGCCGUGUCCUGGAGAAGUCUCAGUUGGCAUUCUCACAACCAAGCUCUUUGGGGAAGGCUUUUGCAUUCAAUUACUUUGGAACUCCUGCAUUCUUGGUCUACAAAGCAGGUGAUUCCUCUGAUUAUUAAAUCAUCAGAUUUUUCUUGAAAUGGAUGGUUCUCCUGCCACAAAUAUUAUUCGAGAACCUCCGAAACUCUCGAAGAGAUUUGAAGAUCAUCUACAAUAGGAUCAGUAGGAUCUGUGUUGAUUUCUGGGUUUUAGUCGACUGUGACCCCAUUGUUCAUUUGCCUGAAUCAAUGGCUGUGUGUUUUAGCAAAAUCUCCAUUUCUCCAAGUUCUUGCAAUGAAAAUGCCUCGGUAUUCAGGACACAGUUCAUAAGUAUGAACUGGUUACUGCCUUUGUACUGCUUUUUGCCCUUUUUUCCCCUCCUUCAAGCAUAAGAUUUAGACCAAAAUUCUGUACCAAAAAAGAAGCAAAUCUUCACAAAACGCCGCAAUGGCUAUUAUCGACCUCUCUGCCCUCUCUCUCUCUCUCUCUCUCU